AUGACCAGGACUCAAGCUUUGGACGAUCUGAUAAUGGGAACAAAUAGCAGUAGCAUCGUUUCUAAGCGGAGCGUAGAAAGGCUCUACUACCCAGAUGAACUGCACUUUUUCCGCUACUUCGUGAACAAGUUCCAACGAAGAGCCCCUCUCAUCAACCGUGGUUACUGGCUAAGGCUCAGAGCCAUUGAUGUGAUCGUCCGCCAAUUCGUCACCUCGCCGAAGCCUGGGCGUAAGAAGGUAGUUAUCAACUUGGGAGCAGGAAGCGAUGUUCUUCCGUGGCAAUCCUACCAUCGCUAUGGUGACUCUUGCGAGAACACAUUGUUCAUCGAUGUCGACUACCCGGAUCUCAUGCUCAAGAAGCGGGCUAUUGUUCUCGGAACACCGCAGCUACAUGAGUUACUGGGUGGCAGUCCGACCAUCAGCGAAAAAGUCACGGAUCAGAUACUCCUCCGUAGCGACAAGUAUUGCCAGAUUGGCUGUGAUCUCAGGGAACUGGAGUCUCUUCAAAACUGUUUCGAGUCAUUCUUGAACUUGAAUGAAUGUUCUGUGUUGUUUGUUGCCGAAGUAUCCAUAACUUAUAUGGACACAUUCUCGGCUGAUGCUCUGGUUCGAUGGGCUAGCUCUAUGGGACAAGGUAAAGAAAUCUCCAAGUCGCUAUCGGAAUGCACAAUGCUGAAGCAUUUCAAUAAACUCAAUACGCCCCUAAAAUCGGUUGACGAAUACCCAACCGUAGAAAGCCAGCGCCGUCGCUUUCAGGAACGGGGUUGGAGCAGCGUCGAUGUCUGGGACCUUUGGGAGGUCUGGAAUAGCGAUUUGUUUCUUGACUCAGCCGAAAGAGCUGCCCUUGACGACGUCGAACCUUUUGAUGAAUGGGAGGAGUUUGUCCUGUUCUCAAGACACUAUGUCGUGUUGCAUGCCACGGCUUAUCAUAAAGCUGAGAGAGGUGUGGGCCAAUGUGGUCAAGCUGGUGUUUGCAAUAAGUAUGUCAAAGCAAAGGUGACAGCAUUAGGAUCGUUGGGCGCUCCCAAACGUCGAUUUGGUGCGCCUCUGGUAGCCUACAGUCCAGAGGGAGACAAGUUUCUUAUUAACGCUUUGGGGAUGGGUAUCAAAGCAAGACUCGAUUCCUGCGAUAUCUAUUCUCUUCAACAGGACAGUAUGGCUCUGGAGAUAUCACCUGCCGGACCAACUGCAAGACUGUGUCACGCAACCGUCGACAUUGGACAUCUUGGCACUUUACUUAUUGGAGGUCGGGCUUCUCCGUCAAAGGCUCUCAAUGACUGUUGGAUCUUCAAGAAGGACUCCAACCGUUGGGAAAAGACCUUUGAUCUCCCUGCACCGCUGUUCCGGCACUGCGCUGUUCAUUUACCAGGCUCAUCUCUUGCACUUGUUCUUGGUGGCAAGACAGGACCUUCCAAUAUUUCACCAGAUUAUUAUGUGUUCCACCCUGUCAAAGGGUGGCUCAAAUGUUUAGUGACUGGCGCCAAACCCAGCUCUACUUUUGGAACACUUGCCGUUGCUUCACCAAGUCACGGAAGCAAAUAUGGCACCUUCCAGGGACUGGUGGCAGGAGGAAUAAGUAAAUAUGGUAAAAUCAACGAGCAGGCUUAUUUCUGGACUAUCAACGUCUCGACCGAUGUGCCACACAUUCACUUUGAAAUAGCCACGGACUCUCAUGGCUAUGCAAGGUCACUUUCAGUCUUUGGUGCCCAAACAGCAGCCGUGGAGUCCUCGCACUUCGUAUGCGGUGGCGUGGGACAGGACCCAUCUUCACAAGGCCAAUCUAUGACUUGCAUUUCGGUCAAAGAGGGGCAUUUGGAAGUAUUCAAUGUCGACUUGAGAAGUGAUGCCAAGCGAUUGCCUUUCAUGGUUGGCUCUGCGACUGUUUCUUCUGGCUCUGAGCUUGUUGUUCUGGGUGGAGGGGCGACCUGUUUCUCCAUGGGAACAUUCUGGGAUACCGGCGUCUACAAGAUCGAUCUCACGAAUACUCUCUCAGAAAUGCCACAUAUCCGGCCGGCGACUUGUAGCUCAGUCUCAGUCAACUACCAGGAUUCGCCUAAACUUACACAUCCAACAAUCAUCAUUGAUUGGCAUCAGCCGACUCUCAAACCCUCGAUCAAGUCGAUUGCAAGAAUCAAGCUACAAUCGAAAUUUGACUUUGAACAACUGGUCGAGAACAGAAAGCCAGUUAUCAUUGAAAGCUUAGACCUGGGUGGCUGCGUGGAUAAAUGGAGCCCCGAAUACAUGAUCCAGCGCGUAGGUCAGACGAAAGAGAUCGUUGUGCAUGAAUGUCAAAGUUCAACAGGCAAGAUGGACUUCAAUUCCAAGAACUUUCGUUAUGUUACCGAGCCAUUCUCGGCGUUCAUGGCCAAGGCCGCUAGAGGUGAAGCGGUGUAUUUACGAGCUCUCUCGGAAGCAAAGCCUACUGAGUCCCCAGCCAAUCUUCAAGACGACUUCCCAACUCUUGCCGACGACUUUCAAUUGCCAGAAGAACUUAGUUUGAUCAAGGAUCGGAUGUUCAGUUCCGUGCUGAGGAUAUCCGGCCGAGCAAAGAUGUGGCUACACUACGAUGUCAUGGCAAACGUCUAUACUCAGAUCCAAGGAUCAAAGCGGAUGGUUCUCCUUCCGCCAACGGACGUUAACAAUCUGGCAUUUGCGCCGGGUGCCUCAAGCUCAAGCCUUGAUGUUUUGGAAGCCCUAGACAAGCAGGAGUUGGUGUCGACGACAAAUCCGUACGAAGCUAUUCUUAACCCGGGUGAUCUCCUGUAUAUCCCAGCGAUGUGGCUUCAUACUGCUAGCCCUACCACCGAUCUCAGCGUUGCGGUCAAUGUCUUCUUUCGUGACCUGGACAGCGGUUAUUCAACAGGCCGAGAUGUGUAUGGUAACAGGGAUCUGGCAGCGUAUGAGAAGGCACGGCAAGACAUCAGCCGGAUUGUAAAGAACUUUGACCGGCUGCCAUCUGAAAUCCGGGAUUUCUACCUGAAAAGACUCGCGGAUGAGCUGUUUCACAAACAGCACUGA
This is a messenger RNA of Fusarium musae, 3018 nucleotides long. It is a transcript of the gene PPM2, whose product is annotated as tRNA methyltransferase ppm2. The transcript is spliced from 7 exons. Gene Ontology annotation, molecular function: protein binding; tRNA methyltransferase activity. The coding region runs from base 1 to 3018 and encodes 1005 amino acids. The record is from RefSeq and is a predicted model, not a curated record. Gene Ontology annotation, biological process: tRNA methylation; wybutosine biosynthetic process. NCBI's taxonomy places the organism in Eukaryota, Fungi, Ascomycota, Sordariomycetes, Hypocreales, Nectriaceae.